Musca vetustissima is the source of this 9150-nucleotide messenger RNA. RefSeq names its product cadherin-related tumor suppressor (gene ft). The transcript has 3 exons. Gene Ontology annotation, molecular function: calcium ion binding; cadherin binding. The annotation marks the transcript as partial. The record is from RefSeq and is a predicted model, not a curated record. Gene Ontology annotation, cellular component: catenin complex; adherens junction; plasma membrane. NCBI's taxonomy places the organism in Eukaryota, Metazoa, Arthropoda, Insecta, Diptera, Muscidae. Gene Ontology annotation, biological process: calcium-dependent cell-cell adhesion; homophilic cell-cell adhesion; adherens junction organization.
GUCACAAUUAUCCUCAAAGACGUCAACGAUGAAGCUCCCAUCUUUGUUAGCAGUAAUUAUACAGAAAUUCUCGAAAAUAUACCACUUAACACUGUGGUAAUGGUAGUCAAGGCCAUUGAUCGUGAUGAAGGCAAAAAUGGUUAUAUCGAAUACACACUGGAUGGUGGUGGUAAUGGUGAAACCCAGGUACCCUUUACAUUGGGUCCAGUGGAUGGUUUACUACGAGUCUCCGGCAAAUUAGAUCGUGAAACCCAGACAUCAUAUCUGCUCAAUAUUACAGCACGUGAUCGUGGAGAACCGGCCAAGCUGACCCAAAGUCAAUUAUAUGUUCGAGUGUUGGAUGAAAAUGAUAAUGCACCGAUAUUUGAUCCCAAGCAAUAUACCGCCUCGGUGGCUGAAAAUGCCAGUAUUGGAGCCAUGGUAUUGCAAGUGUCGGCCACAGAUGUGGAUGAUGGGGCCAAUGGCCGGGUACGUUAUUCCAUUGUGGCCGGUGAUGAUAAUCGUGAUUUUAUGAUUAGUGAGGAUUCGGGAAUUGUGAGAGUAUCGAAGAAUUUGAAUUAUGAAAGGAAAUCGAGAUAUGUAUUGUCCAUUAAGGCUGAAGAUUCUGCAGCGGAUUUGGGUUUGGCCUAUGAAAAUGAAAAGGGAAGGCAAAAGCUAACACAUUUAUUUGAAAAUCGUUAUGAUUUGGCGGAAAUGGUCAUAGUCAUUACCGAUAUUAAUGACAAUCCACCGACCUUCUUGGAUUCACCUUAUUUGGCAUAUGUUAUGGAAAAUGUUGUACCACCCAAUGGUGGUUAUGUCCUUAGUGUCCAAGCCUAUGAUGCCGAUACACCACCAUUCAAUUCAUUGGUACGAUAUUUUCUCAAAGAAGGUGAUACCGAUCUAUUUCGCAUAAAUGCAUCGACGGGUGAAAUAUCGCUGCUGCGUUCAUUGGACCGGGAGGCGAAAUCGGAAUAUACAUUGACGCUGGUUGCCAUGGAUACGGGUUCUCCCCCUCUCACUGGAACGGGUGUGGUAAAAGUCAUUGUCCAAGAUGUCAACGAUCAUAGCCCGGAAUUUGAGCGACAAUCCUAUUAUGCUACAAUACAAGAAAACAUGGCGAUUGGUACGAAGGUGAUCCAACCCCAUGCAUUCGACAAAGAUGCAGGUCUAAAUGCCAAAAUACGUUUCACCCUGCUAGGAGAGAAACUGGAACGAUUCCAUUGUAAUUCCGAAACGGGAGAAAUAACAACAGCCAGUGUUUUGGAUCGUGAGGAGACCUCAAUGUAUUUCCUCACCCUCAUGGCCCAGGAUAGUUCAGCCACGGAGCCAAGAGCCACUGCGGUAAAUUUGACAAUAACCGUCAGCGAUGUCAACGAUAAUAUGCCACGUUUUGAAGCCAAUCAAUUCCAUGUAAAUAUCCCCGAUAAAACGGGUCUCAACGAAUUUGUUUUUGGUGCCUGGGCCAGGGAUGCCGAUGAAGGUCUGAAUUCUUUGGUUAUGUAUAACAUCAGCGGCAAGGAUGUGGGGUAUUUUCAAAUCAAUGCGAAGACGGGUGUUAUUAAGACCCAGAAGAACUUGGGUUCCGAUUUGAAUCGGCAGUAUUCGUUGAUUAUACAUGCCUAUGAUCAGGGUGUACCGUCGAAGUCUUCACAAGCGGAAUUGAUGAUCUCUUUGAAACCUGCAGCAGCAUUUCCCAGUUUUAAUUAUAUGGCCAAUACCCAAUUUCUACUGGCGGAAGAUAUUGAGCCGGGCAAAAGGAUAACCACAAUUAUGGCCAGUUCCCCCAAGAAAGGAGCGGCCGGUAGUAUUCGCUAUUCCAUUGCUGGUGGUAAUUUAGGUGAAGCGGUACGCAUUGACGCCACCAAUGGUGUAGUCACAAUUGGCAAAGAUGGUUUGGAUUAUGAACUGGCCAGCCAAUAUGAAAUUUGGCUCGAGGCUUUGGAUUCGGAUCGCAUCCCACUGCGUAGUGUUAUGCUGCUGACCAUUAAUGUCACCGAUGCAAAUGAUAAUGCCCCUGUGAUGGAGAAAUUAAUUUAUAAUACCGAAAUUAUGGAGGAAGAAUCACCACCCCAGACAAUUGUCAGGGUGAAGGCCCACGAUCGCGAUUCCGGGGAAAACGGAGAGGUCAGCUAUCGCCUAGUGGAUGAUUAUGAGGGAACCUUUGAAAUUGAUGCAGAUUCGGGAGAAAUUUACACAACCCUACGUUUGGAUCGUGAGGAGGUUAGCCGUUAUGAGUUGUCCGUGGUGGCGGUGGAUCAGGGUAUGCCUCAGCUAAGUGGAUCCGCAACGGUGGUCAUUAACCUCUUGGAUAAAAAUGAUAAUCCACCAAAAUUCACCAGACUGUUUUCCGUUAAUGUCACAGAAAAUGCUGAGAUUGGUAGCUUUGUUAUCCAGGUGACCUCCAUGGAUUUGGAUCAGGGCAUUAAUGCGAAUGCCUUGUACACGUUGACCGAAAAUCCGGGAGAGAAAUUCCGUUUGGAUUCACUGAGUGGUAAUAUCACUGUGGCGGGACAUAUUGAUCGGGAGGAACAGGAUGAAUACAUACUAAAGAUCACUGCCUCGGAUGGUGCCUGGCGUUCGGAUACCCCCAUAACCAUUACCAUACAAGAUCAAAAUGAUAAUGCACCGGAAUUUGAUCACACGUUCUAUAGUUUUAAUUUCCCCGAACUGCAGAGAUCGGUGGCAUUUGUGGGUCAAGUGGUGGCCAAUGAUCGUGAUAAACAUGGACCAAAUUCCGUCAUUUCAUAUUCGCUGCAACAACCCUCAGAUGUUUUUACCAUAGAUCCAGCCACCGGGGAGAUUUUCAGUAAGAAAACGAUAAAAUAUAAACACUCCCAAUAUGAGGCCUCACCGGAGAAUACCUACACCCUGACUGUGAUUGCCACAGAUAAUGGUAAACCACCGCUCUAUUCGGAAUGUAUGGUGAACAUAAAUAUUGUCGAUGCCAAUAAUCAUCCACCGAAAUUUGAGAAGCCACGCUACCUCUCUCCCAUACCCGAACAUGCCCGCAUGGGCCAACGAGUGGUAAGGGUUCAGGCCCAUGAUUCUUUGGAUACAGGAGUUAAUGCCGAGAUCCAUUACUCCUUUACCGGGGGUAAUGGUACAGAAUAUUUCAAUAUUGGUCCACAUGAUGGUUGGAUUUCGUUGGCCAAAUUAUUGGAGGUUCCAGCCAAUACCCAUUUCGCAUUGAAUGUCAAGGCUGCCGAUCACGGUGUCCCAUCGAAAAGUGAUGAAGCCCAUGUGGAAAUUAUUGUCACCGGAGAAAAUGAUUUUGCACCGAAAUUCACGGCACUUAGCUAUCAGGUUAUUGUACCCGAAAAUGAGCCAAUUGGUUCGACAAUUCUCACGGUAUCGGCCACCGAUCGUGAUGAGGGCCCCAAUGGUAUGUUACACUAUGCCAUUGCGGGAGGUAAUGAACGUUCCGAGUUCAAAGUGGAUGCUGAAACGGGUGCUGUUAUCAUACUAGAACCGUUGGACUAUGAUUCGAUACAAGAAUACCAUUUAAAUAUUUCGGUCCAGGACCUGGGUUUUAAACCCAAAACCGCAAUUGCUCAAGUAACUGUGAUAGUAACGGACAUCAAUGAUAAUCCUCCCUUGUUUAAUCAAUCGGAAUAUCAUGCCUUCAUAGCGGAAAAUAAACCCCCACAAUCGUUUGUCUUCAAGGCCCAGGCCAAGGAUAAGGAUUCUCCGAAAAAUGCCAUAAUUCGUUACUCCAUAAAUGGUGGAUCGGGAAAAUCGUUCUUUGCCAUCAAUCCCUCAACGGGGGUGAUCACGUCCUCGGUGAGUUUCGACUACGAAGAGAGGAGGGAGUAUCUGCUACACAUCAUGGCCGCGAAUCCCGAUUCUCCAAUGCACAGCCUCUGUCGUGUUGUGGUCCACAUACGCGGAGUCAACGAAUUCUAUCCGCAGUUUAUACAACCUGUCUUUCAUUUUGAUGUUUCCGAAUCGGCGGAAGUGGGCACCGCAGUGGGUUCUAUACAAGCCACCGACAAGGAUGCCGGAGAAGAUGGCAAUGUCUAUUAUCUCCUGGUGGGUUCCAGCAAUGACAAAGGUUUUGCCAUUAAUCCGAAUACUGGUUUCAUUUAUGUAUCCCGACAUUUGGAUCGUGAGACCCAGAGUCGUGCGGUGCUUACGGUACUGGCGAAAAAUUAUGGCAGCAUUAGGGGUAAUGAUACAGAUGAGGCACAGGUCAUCAUAUCAAUUCAGGACGGUAAUGAUCCUCCGGAGUUCUUGAAAUCUCUUUAUACCGCCAAAAUAUCCGAGGCGGUAAAUAUUGGAACCAAGGUCACCACCGUCAAGGCAGUGGACAAGGAUGUGCGUCCCCAAAAUAAUCAGUUUACCUAUUCCCUCAUUGGAGGUAACAUCAAUCAAACCUUCAAGGUGGAUCCGCAGUCGGGAGAAAUUGAAACAGCACGGUAUUUGGAUAGGGAACAAAUCCCUGAAUAUAACCUGGUGGUGGGGGCAAUUGAUACGGGUCUACCCGCUCAAACGGGUACCACAUUGGUACGCAUCGAGCUGCAAGAUGUCAAUGAUAAUGGCCCUACCUUCCCAGCGGAGGGUCUCAUCGGUUACAUACAAGAAAAUGAGCCGGCAGGAAGUACAAUAAUGACCCUACAGGCCACAGAUCCUGAUUUGCCGCCCAAUGGAGGACCCUUCACAUAUCAACUGAUCGGCGGUAAACAUAAAUCCUUCAUCACCAUAGAUAAACAUUCAGGUCUGGUGAAAUCCACACGCAGUUUCGAUCGAGAACAAACCCCCGAAUUGGAAGUCAUAAUAGAGGUGGAAGAUAAUGGCCAGCCGAAGCAAAAGGCCCAACACAAAUUGCGAAUCAGGGUCCUCGAUCAAAAUGAUAGUCCCUCGACAUCAAGGACAGUCCAUGUGCUCCUCAAUGUUUUCAAUGAUAUUAUGCCGGUGGGCAAAAUUGCCGAUGUCCAUCCGAAUGAUCCGGAUAUAAGCGGAAACUAUCGUUGUCGCAUUGAACCCAACAGUCAAUCGAGUCCCAAAGGUCUGCUGACCAUACACCAUGCCUGUGAUCUGUAUACUACCGAACAAACCUCGUUAAAUAAUGGCUAUUCCUAUUCUGUGUCCGGUAAUGAUGGUAAACAUGGUGAUGUUGUGUCCACGGUGACCGUGGGAUUCCAGAGCUUCGAUAAUAGUACAAUUGCGAACUCUAUCACAAUUUUGGUUCGUAACACAACUGCGGAAAAUUUCCUAGCCAAUCAUUACCGGCAAUUUGUGGAAACUCUUAAGUCGGCCAUAGAUUCUUCCGAUGAGCUGAUAGUCUACAGUGUCCACAACACCACAAGCAGUUCAAAUUCCACCGAUCUUGAAGUUUUGGUGGCUCUGAAAAUGUCAAAUCAAGGUUAUCGUUUGCCACACUAUGUUGUGGAGCGCUUGGCCAAGAAACGUGAAGUAUUGCAGAGGAUGAUGCAAGGUUCCUCAUCGGUGGUAAUUGGUUACGACCCGUGUACCAUGGCCAAGGCUUGUGAUAAUGGUGGACUCUGUACCUCCGAACGCCGGUUGCAUGACACCCACUCCCUAUAUAUUGUGGACAGUGAAUCGCUGAUAUUUAGUGGUCCUUUGGUCACCCAUGAUUUUGUGUGCAAAUGUCCCGAUGGUUUUAUGGGUCAACAAUGCGAUAAACGUCAAGAUCCCUGCUCACCGAAUCCCUGUCACGGUAACUCGCAAUGUCGACGUUUGGGCUUCGACUUCCAAUGCAUUUGCCCUGUUAAUCGCGAGGGACGUUAUUGCCAGCAGGAGAGAGGUGAUGUUUGUUCCGGUAAUCCCUGUGGUAAUGGUGGUUCCUGUCGCAGCAGUCCUGAUGGGUCAUCCUUCUUUUGUCUCUGCCGACCUGGCUACCGUGGUAAUCAAUGUGAACAUGCCACCGAUUCGUGUCGUCCCAAUCCCUGCCAUUAUGGUGGAGUGUGUGUGGCUCUUAAGCCGGGAUAUAAAUGCAACUGCCCUGAGGGACGUUAUGGCCGUCAUUGUGAAAGGACCACCUAUGGAUUUGGUGAUCUCUCCUAUAUGACAUUCCCUUCACUGGAUGCCGCGACCAAUGAUAUUUCAAUUGUGUUUGCCACCACUAAACCCGAUGCAUUGCUAAUGUAUAAUUAUGGUAUACAAUCGGGUGGUCGAUCAGAUUUUGUUGCCAUCGAAGUGGUGCGGGGUAAGGCCUUCUUUUCAUUUGGUGGUGUAAGGACAGCCAUAACCACAGUGGUGGUUGGCGGAAAUAGUAAUUUGAAUUUGGCAGAUGGUAAUUGGCAUAAAGUGACGGCGACGCGGAAUGGUCGUGUCAUGUCGUUGAGUGUGGCCAAGUGUACGGAAAAUGGUGAUAGCUGUGAUGAAUGCCGACCCGGUGAUAGUUCGUGUUAUGCGGAUGAUGUGGGACCAAUUGGAACUCUGAACUUCAACAAACAACCUCUGCUACUUGGUGGCCUGGUAUCUGCCGAUCCGGUGCUGGAACGUCCUGGUCAAAUACAUAGCGACGAUUUGGUGGGCUGUGUUCACAGUGUCACAAUAAACGGUCGUGCUUUAAAUCUCAGCCAACCUCUGAAGCAACGUGGUAUAUCUUCAAGCUGUAAACAUAAUCUGCAGGGUGGCCUAUGCUCAGCUUCGGCAUAUAAUGAUCCCAGCACAUCACUAUGUGGCCUACUCGGCACUUGUAUGGAUAGAUGGGAUACAGCGGUGUGUGAAUGUGGAGGUGGUCUAUUGGCGCCCAAUUGUCAAAUGUCUUUGGAACCCAUAAGCUUCGGCGAAGGAGGUGGUUAUGUGGAAUUUCAAAUAUCGGAAAAACAUCGCCGCAUGCAGUUACUGGAUAAUCUCUAUGCUGGCAAUAGUAUUUGGUCAUAUGACAUCAGUCGCCAGAGGAGAUAUACCCUGGAGAGGAAUAAUUUUACGGCCCUGGCACAAAUUAGUGAAGCCCCGAAGACUCUUAGCCUUAUGUUCCGCACAUUUAAGGAGAGUGGCCUGAUGCUAUUUGCGGCCACAAAUAAUCAAUAUACCUCACUGGAGCUGAUGAAUGGUAAACUUUUGUAUUAUUCCAAUCAGGAUAGUGUGGUCAAUAUGACCAUUGCGAAUACAAAUAAGCUGAAUGAUGGUAAAUGGCAUAAUCUAACACUGCAUACGAGUAAUCGGAUUUUACGUUUCAUUAUUGAUGGUUCGCGAGCGGGAGAAGAAUUGGAUUAUGCAGGGAUACAUGAUUAUUUGGAUCCCUACUUGACGGUGCUCUCAGUGGGUGGUGCAAGGAAGGAAUUUCUUCAAGCGGAGCACCUGCCCUCGAGCUAUGAAGGUUGCUUGGCGAACUUUACGAUCAAUAAUGAAAUUCAGCCGUUCAAUGGUUCCGGAAGUGUUUUUGGAGAUGUCCAUAUGCAUGGCAAGGUUUCCCAAGGCUGUGUUGGCGUCAUGGGCAUUGGUGCUGCUCAAGUCGCCGAUCCCAUUAGUAUCGGUGUCACCUUGGUCAUUGUUUUCUUUGUCAUCUUGGUUGUGGCCAUUUUGGGUUCCUACAUCAUUUACAGGUUCCGUGGAAAACAGGAGAAAAUCGGGAGCCUCAGUUGUGGGGUGCCGGGAUUCAAAAUCAAACACAAUUCCCCGGCCACAAUGUUGGGCGGUUCGGGAGCCUCACAAAAUCAGGCAGAUCAUGUACUCUCACGUGGUAUGCACUCCGAAGCCCAGGUGGGUUAUCACAAUGAUGGUGGUGAUUUAAUACGCGGAGUUCCAGGACAUCAUAUGGUCGGCCCCGAAUUGAUAUCGAAAAAAUUCAAAGAACGUGAAAUCAAUCCGGGAGAUCAUCAACAGCAGAGGCCCCAGAGGCCUGACAUUAUCGAACGAGAAGUGGUUAGUAAAAGUCCCAUGCGGGAUGAACAUCAUCCGCCGAUACCACCACCUAGUCAAACACAUCACCCGCAUGAUCAUGUGGGUUCGGUAGAUAUGAAUUCGGAAUAUUUAGAACACUAUGAUUUGGAAAAUGCCAGUUCCAUAGCUCCAUCGGAUAUUGAUAUUGUCUAUCACUACAAGGGAUAUCGAGAGGCGGGUGGGGUUCGGAAAUACAAAGCCACACCGGCCCCAGUGGCCAGUUAUACCCAUCACAAACAUCAAUCGGCGACACAGCAACAACAACAUCGCCAUUCUCCACGGCAUGGUGUGGGAGGACCAUUUGCCCCAAGAGGGGUACCACCUCAGGCAGCACAACCACCACCACCUUCAAGUACCCCACGGCAACAUCAAAGUACACCCUUGGCAAGAUUGUCUCCCAGCUCGGAACUUUCAUCACAACAACCAAGGAUCUUGACGCUACAUGAUAUAUCCGGUAAACCUCUGCAAAGUGCCCUUCUGGCCACCACUUCCAGUUCUGGAGGUGUGGGCAAAGAUGCCCUGCACAGUAAUAGUGAGCGUAGCCUCAACAGCCCUGUAAUGUCACAACUAUCCGGACAGAGUUCAAGUGCCAGUCGCCAAAAACCUGUCGUUUCAGCGCAGACAACAGCCCAGACCUCAAUGGGUCUGACGGCGGAAGAAAUCGAACGUCUUAAUGGAAGACCUCGCACCUCAAGUCUAGUUUCCACCCUCGAUGCUGUCUCCUCCAGCAGUGAAGCUCCCCGUGGCACAGUGGGAGCUCACCACUUAUCUCUCGGAGGUGGUCUGCACAGCACAGAUGUAGAUGCCCAUAGCUCCACCUCGACCGACGAAAGUGGCAACGAUAGCUUCACCUGUUCCGAAAUUGAAUAUGACAACAAUAGCAUUAAUGGCGAUGCAAAAUACUCCACCAGUAAAAGUAUUUCCGAUGAACGUAACCCUGUCAGUAGGGCCAUGAGUGGAGAUGGUAGCCGUGGACCAAGCGUGGCGAAACCACCACCAAUGCCACCACAUUCCUUCGAUGGUUUCGAUUCUUCCUUUCGUGGUUCACUCAGUACUCUAGUGGCCAGUGAUGAUGAUAUGUCAACACAUAUGGGAGCGCUGUACCGGCAGGCGAAUAGUGCCGCCUCACCAUCAGCACCACCACCAAUUGGUUGGGAAUACCUGGUGAAUUGGGGACCAAAUAUACAAAGUAUUGUGGGAGUGUUUAAGGAUAUUCAGGAGCUGCCGGAUUCGGUGAGAGGAGAUCAAAGGCCAACGGGCUCGUUGAGAAUGCAACAGCAACAACAACAAAAGCAAUCGGAGGAAUAUGUAUGAUGG